GGCCACAGGCCGGGUGUAGGUUCCUGCCUUUUGCGGUGUUAGACGUGGAGCCAACAGGUGGGGCCGACGCCGCCGCAAUGUCCCGCCACCUGUCGCCGACCAGGCCCGCCACGGUGCUGGGAGCCAUGGAGAUGGGGCGCCGCAUGUCCCCGUCUGCCAGCGCCGCAGCGGUGCGCGCCUUUCUCGAGCGCGGCCACACGGAGAUAGACACGGCGGUAAUAUACAGCGACGGCCAGUCCGAGAGCAUCCUGGGCGGCCUGGGGCUCGGGCUGGGCGCCGCCGGCUGCAAAGUGAAAAUUGCUACCAAGGCCAACCCUUGGUAUGGAAACUCACUGAAGCCAGACAGUCUGCGGUCCCAGCUGGAGACGUCACUGAAGAGGCUGCAGUGCCCCCGGGUGGACCUCUUCUACCUACAUGCACCAGACCACGGCACCCCCGUGGAAGAGACGCUGCGAGCCUGCCACCAGCUGCACCAGGAGGGCAAGUUUGUGGAGCUUGGCCUCUCUAACUACGCCGCCUGGGAGGUGGCCGAGAUCUGCACCCUCUGCAGGAGCAACGGCUGGGUCCUGCCCACGGUGUACCAGGGCAUGUACAACGCCACCACCCGGCAGGUGGAGACCGAGCCCGUUCCCUGACUCCGGGACUUUAGGCACUUUGGAUUGAGGUUCUACGCCUACAACCCUCUGGCUGGGGGCCUGCUGACCGGCAAGUACAAGUUUGAGGACAAGGAGGAGAAUAAGUCCGGGAGCCGCUUUUUUGGGACUGAACUGUCAGAGAUAUACAGGAAUCGCUACUGGAAGGAGCACCACUUCAAGGCCAUCGCCCUGGUGGAGAAGGCCCUGCAGGCCACGUACGGCGCCAGCACCCCCAGCAUGACCUCGGCCACCCUCCGGUGGAUGUACCACCACUCACAGCUGCAGGGUGCCCGUGGGGACGCAGUCAUCUUGGGCAUGUCCAGCCUGGAGCAACUGGAGCAGAACCUGGCGGCAACUGAGGAAGGGCCUCUGGAGCCUGCUGUCGUGGAGGCCUUUAAGCAAGCCUGGCACCUGGUUGCCCACGAGUGUCCCAACUACUUCCGCUAGGCACAGACCAAACAUGAGGUUUGCAGGGCAUAGCCUGCCACCUCUUUCAUCCUUUCCACUUUGGGUCUUCCCCACCCUCAGCCAGUCCUUCCCCCACCUCCUCUGUAACCCUGUGAUACGCCCAGCUGUCUGUCUCAUCGUGCCAUGGGAUCUUGCUGGAGCUCAACUCUGAACCUUAUGAAUCUGUCCCCUGUGGCCUGCUUCCUGAGGGCUUCGUAAGGGGGACACAGGAGCAUGGACUAAGGUCUUUGGAAUCUGAAAGUAAGGGGAGGGUCUCGCCUCCCGUUCUAGCCUGAACAGUGGGACUGGAGGUAGCCCUCACUCUCCUAUGCAAGACAAAAAAGAGGGCCACACACUGAGAUAAAUCUUUUCUACUAUUUUCACAAAAUGCUUACAAAUAAAGGAAUAUGGGCAAAACCUA
Tupaia belangeri chinensis (Chinese tree shrew) is the source of this 1503-nucleotide messenger RNA. RefSeq names its product aflatoxin B1 aldehyde reductase member 4. NCBI's taxonomy places the organism in Eukaryota, Metazoa, Chordata, Mammalia, Scandentia, Tupaiidae. The transcript has 7 exons. The record is from RefSeq and is a predicted model, not a curated record.